AUGGUGAGUAAAUCUGUGAUUUGGUAUUCCAAUGCUCAGCAGCAUCUCUGUGCCUCCUCAAGACCUUUUACUGUACCCUUACACCCGGCCAGUCCCAGCUCGGUGGGAAGUGGGGUUGCGCCGUGUUGUCCCAUUGCCUCUGCCUCCAGCAAGAUUGCCAGCGAUGUAGUCCAGCCGGCACCUGUGCACACUCAAGGGCAGGUGAAUGAUGAGAACAGAAGACCUCCACGGAGGCGGUCAGGCAAUCGGCGAACAAGAAAUCGUUCCAGAGGGCAAAACCGUCCAACUAAUAUUAAGGAAAACACCAUCAAGUUUGAAGGUGACUUUGAUUUUGAGAGUGCAAAUGCCCAGUUCAACCGAGAAGAGCUUGAUAAAGAAUUUAAGAAGAAACUGAAUUUUAAAGAUGACAAAGCUGAGAAGGGGGAAGAGAAGGACCCGGCUGUGAUGACCCAGAGUGAAGAGACUCCUGCUGAGGAAGAUCUUCUGGGGCCCAACUGUUACUAUGACAAAUCCAAGUCCUUCUUUGAUAACAUUUCUUCUGAACUCAAAACAAGUUCUAGGCGGACAACAUGGGCUGAAGAGAGGAAGCUGAACACUGAGACCUUUGGAGUGUCUGGGAGGUUCCUUCAUGGGUGUUACUCUUAA
Messenger RNA from Peromyscus eremicus (cactus mouse), 645 nucleotides. Its product is annotated as protein LSM14 homolog B-like. The record is from RefSeq and is a predicted model, not a curated record. The transcript is spliced from 2 exons. Lineage: Eukaryota; Metazoa; Chordata; Mammalia; Rodentia; Cricetidae. The coding region runs from base 1 to 645 and encodes 214 amino acids. Gene Ontology annotation, molecular function: mRNA binding.